AUGGCCACAAGCUGGCUCGAACCCGGGUCGAAAAUCCAAGAGAUCGCGAAGGAAGUCACCCAAACGCUAAGCAACAAGGGAAUCUCAUGCGUGCUAUGGAAUCAAGCUGCUAUGGAUGUGUACGGCUACGUCAAUGAGGACCCUACGUUUAAUAUCAAAACGGUCGAUGUUAUUGUCUCGGAUCUGAAGUUUGACAUCGCAAAGGAAAUUCUCGCUGCAGCUUCGGGAGGGUGCUGCGAGGAAACAACUCCCAUAGACCUCGACUUGGGUCACUCCGAAGCGCAUUUCCUCUGGAAACCGCCAAGAACUCAGAAUUCUGAACAAGCAGAAGAGAAGAUCUUAGUUGGUCUUGUACGCCAGCGAAGGGUAUUGUGGGGAAGGGGACCUCUUGAAGACACUCUUGAACCGGGAGCACCGGUAGCGUUCUUGAACGAGGACUUUGUUAGCGCAGAAAACCGAAUCUUUCCUGACCAUGAUCCUGAUGUGGGAAGUAGCGCAUCGGAGAUCCCAAACUUACCAGCGGGCUAUGGUCGUUAUAAUAUGUUCACUUGUCAGGUCUAUAUUAUGAGACCGUACCUUUACGCGAAGACUCUUAUCUUAUGCGCUGUUCGCAACUACGAAGGCAACAACCACAUCCCUAUUGAGGCCAUGAUUCUCAGAAAGAUGGGUGACUGUUUAGACCGCUACAAUGUUGUACGCGAUCUUCCGUUCCCAUAUCACAUGCUCUAUACACAGCUCAGGAAUAGCCCGGAUAGCCCCGCGGCCACUACGGAUUGGGUUCAACGAGCAUGUCGAACCUUGGUCGGAAUCUCGGAUCUUGGAUGA
Molecule: messenger RNA, 825 nt
Organism: Clonostachys byssicola
Lineage: Eukaryota; Fungi; Ascomycota; Sordariomycetes; Hypocreales; Bionectriaceae
Source: the annotation of a GenBank genome assembly